AUGUCCCAGCCCACGCCAACAACAAACGGCACAGGCCAAGUCGACAAAUCCAAACGCAACCCCCGCGACUUCAAAGCCACAGAAAACAGCUGUCCAGACUGGCCCUCCACCGAAUUCAUCUGGAUUAAAAUCAAGAACCCCAACUGGAAAAUCGGCGAAGGCGCCGCCAACAAAAACGAUCCUUCCAAGACUACCCAGAUUUCCAUCGAUCCUCACGAACCAGGUCGCGACCCAGCUUUCAACUAUCGUCUCAUCACCUCUGCAGUAAUCCCCCGUCCGACGGCAGUUGUGAGUACCAUUUCAAAGGAUGGCCAGAGCACGAAUCUAGCGCCGUACUCGUUCUUUCAGGCUAUGAGCCAUGAUCCGCCGACGUUUGUGGUGGGACAUGCGAUUGGGUCUUCGGCGGCGAAGGAUAGUCUGGCAAAUUUGCGGGACACUGGGGAGUGUGUGAUUAAUGUUUUGACGGAGGAUAUCCUCGAAGCCGCGAAUGCGUGCGCGAUGGAUACGCCCUACGGCAUCUAUGAAUGGGCGUUGACGGGCUUGACGCCGGCUCCUUGUACGGAUGUCAAAGCGAGUCGGAUCCAGGAGGCUGUGUUUGCGGCAGAGUGUAAAUUGGUCGGGACGCAUGAGGUUGCAAGUCAAUCCAAGCCCGGGAAGACGUCGAAUGUCAUUACGAUCCUUGAGGGGACGAAGUUCUGGGUGAGAGAAGAUGUAGUGGAUGAUGAGAGGAAGUUCAUUGAUCCAGCUAAGUCGAAGCCGAUUGGGAGGCUUCAGGGGAUUUCGUAUGGACGGGUGACGAAUGCGUUCCAGAUUCCGUGGCCGAUUUGGGAAGAUGUUAAGCCGGGUGCUGAGGCUGAGGGGAGGGUUGUUCCGAAGGUGGAGGGUCAGUAG
Messenger RNA from Fulvia fulva, 891 nucleotides. RefSeq lists its product as uncharacterized. Gene Ontology annotation, molecular function: FMN binding. The transcript has a single exon. The record is from RefSeq and is a predicted model, not a curated record. Bases 1 to 891 code for a protein of 296 amino acids. Lineage: Eukaryota; Fungi; Ascomycota; Dothideomycetes; Mycosphaerellales; Mycosphaerellaceae.